Molecule: messenger RNA, 1323 nt
Organism: Clarias gariepinus (North African catfish)
Lineage: Eukaryota; Metazoa; Chordata; Actinopteri; Siluriformes; Clariidae
Product: histamine N-methyltransferase-like
Exons: 7
Coding region: 84-947 (287 amino acids)
Molecular function (GO): N-methyltransferase activity
Source: RefSeq, a predicted model, not a curated record
CCUUAAUACACACAUACUUCUGCAACAGGUUGUGUCUUCACAGAACAAGAAGCAAAAGAAGACAACGGGAAAAGUAUAUAAAAAUGGAGAGCAUAAUGAGUGAUCAUGGCAAAUAUCUGCAGUGCUUUGAGCUGCUGCUAAAGAAUUCCAGAGAACAUGAGUGCAUGAUAGAGUUCAUUCAUACAAUUCUACCAGAUGUCCUGGCCAGCAUUGGAGUAGAUAAACCCACUCUGAAUGUGAUGGGAGUGGGUAGCGGAUCAGGCGAGAUCGAUCUGGAAAUUCUCAAAGUGCUGCAUGAAAUGCAUCCAGAUGCCAAAGUAGAAAAUGAAGUGGUGGAACCCAGCAAACCCAUGAUUAACAAAUAUAAGGCUUUAUUAUUGAAGACACCAGGCCUUGAUUAUGCUACUUUCAGGUGGAAUAAAAUGACUGCAACAGAAUUCAAGACUGAAUGGGAUAAGAGAAAUGAGAAAAAAAUGCACUUCAUUACCAUGAUUCAGAUGCUGUGCUAUGUGGACGAUAUGGAGAGCACACUUUCCUUCUACCAGAGUUUACUGCACAAAGAUGGGAAAAUCCUUGUCAUUCUGGCCAGAGCUGAAAGUGCAUGGGCCAGACUAUUUUAUGAUUUUGAAGAUCAACUGUACCAGAAGGGAUUUGGCCUGAAUAUUUCAACCAAAGAGAUCAAGAGUUAUCUGGAUUCUAAAAAAAUCACCUAUCAAACGUACAAGUUACACUCCCCACUGGACGUCACUGAGUGUUUCACACCUGGCGAUAUAAAAGGAGAGGAGAAACUGGACCUUGUGACUGAGGUGAUUGACUUCAGUAAGACUGCUCCUCCAGAGCUGAAGGAUAGAGUGCUGGAGUUUCUUAAACAUCCAGACAACAGCCAAGAAGUAAACGGCAGAAUCCUGUUUGAUUGUAGCUUGGAGGCUGUGUUGAUCGACGCAUAGGGCCUGAACGUUAGGCUUUACCAGCUGCUGGACAAGUUUUUCUCUGCAUGGUGUAUCUUGACGUUGCGGCACUUGCUGAUCGGCGCAUAGGGCCAGAACUUUAAAAUACACAUGGAGCGAAUUUUCACAAAUCUACUCACAUAAAAGUAAAAAGCAUGUUGCAGUAAAACUACUUUUUUUUCAAAAAGUUAAAUGUAACAGAGUAGAUGGAACUCCUUACUACCCACCUCUGCUGGCCAGCACUGUGUGUAUACUAAUUUUUGAAAAUAUUCUAAACAGUUGUAUUGGCCAAUACCAGUCAAAUAAAGCCCACCUUCACUUGCAUUUGGAAUUCAUGCUGAGAGCUUGAAUAAACAGAUACCAAAUACAAAUGUAA